AUGUCGAAGCACCGCCCGACCACCCCCUCUCUAGCAGCCUCAUCCUAUCCUAACUUUACCCCACAUAUAACCUUGGCCUCCUUCCCCUCCGAUACCACCAUUGCCGCCCUCCGUGAAUCCAUCCCCUUUGACCAAUCCGUCGUCCCCGUCCAGUUCUCCUCGUUGCUGUCCGGCGAGACGUACACCCGGUCCGUGUAUGUGACCGUGAAGCUCUCUCCGGCGCUUGCCUCUUUGCACGCAGAAAUACACUCUGCGCUCAAGGCGGAACCGCGCACGCCAUCGUUCCCGCACAUGUCUCUGUUCUAUAUCGCCGACAAAGAUGCAGAGGUAAGAGAGCGUGAGAGAGUCACGAGGGAGAUUAUGGAGAGUAGUGUGGUUCUGAAUCCGAAGGAUCGCGGAAGCGGAAUUACCCUGGAUUGCAAAGGAACAGGUGCAGACCCAUCGGGUCAGACGAAGCUAGAUGGUUUUACUGGAAGUGAGAUAUGGAUCGUCAGGUGCGAAGGGCUGGUUGAAGAAUGGCAAAUCUUGGAGAAGAUUAUGCUUGCAAGUAUGACGAAAGAUUGA
This is a messenger RNA of Heterobasidion irregulare TC 32-1, 564 nucleotides long. RefSeq lists its product as uncharacterized. The record is from RefSeq and is a predicted model, not a curated record. Gene Ontology annotation, biological process: cyclic nucleotide metabolic process. Bases 1 to 564 code for a protein of 187 amino acids. The transcript has a single exon. Lineage: Eukaryota; Fungi; Basidiomycota; Agaricomycetes; Russulales; Bondarzewiaceae. Gene Ontology annotation, molecular function: 2',3'-cyclic-nucleotide 3'-phosphodiesterase activity.